Caenorhabditis briggsae is the source of this 1317-nucleotide messenger RNA. RefSeq names its product Protein CBR-LACT-6 (gene Cbr-lact-6). Bases 1 to 1317 code for a protein of 438 amino acids. The record is from RefSeq and is a predicted model, not a curated record. The transcript has 6 exons. NCBI's taxonomy places the organism in Eukaryota, Metazoa, Nematoda, Chromadorea, Rhabditida, Rhabditidae.
AUGCGACUAGAUUUUGACACAUUAGGAUGUUUAUAUCUAUUUGCGAUUCCCUUUGUAGUACAACCUUUCUUAUCUUGUUGGCUUACUCCUUAUGUCAAUGAUGACGAUGUUAGUGGAUAUGUGGAUGAGAGAUUUCAGAGUGUUCUAGAAGCUUUCCGAAGAAAUUUCGGUCAAGGAGAAGAAAGAGACGGUGCUGCGUUUGCAGUUUAUUAUAAAGGACAGGAAGUUGUGAAUCUUUGGGGUGGAUAUGCAGAUAAAGAAUCACAGAGAAAAUGGAAGGAAGAUACGAAGACUGUGAUGUUUUCUGCAUCGAAAGCCAUCAGCUCUAUUGUAAUCGCGAUUAUGGUAGAUCGUGGCUAUCUGAAUUAUGAUGACAGAAUAAUCGAGUACUGGCCAGAAUAUGGAAAAUAUGGAAAGAAUGGAACAACUGUUGAAGAUGUUCUUUCUCAUAAAGCCGGACUCCCAUAUCUCAGUGACACAGUUUCUAUAGAAGAUGUCAAAAAUGGAUGGAAAAUUAUGGAGAAAGUGGAGAACUCAGUUCCUGCAUGGACACCUGGAACCGCGUCUGGAUAUCAUGCAGUUACUUUUGGAUUCAUUUUAGAUGGACUGGUUAGAAAAGCGGAUCCACAAGGAAGAGACAUCAAGGCAUUUUUUGAGGAGGAGAUUGCUCAGCCUUAUGACCUCGACAUUCAAAUCGGCGCCAAAAAGUCAGAAGCUCCAUAUCUGACCCGAUUGACUAUGCCUUCUCUCUGGGAGUUUACGAGAGAUAUCAUCAAAGAUCCAAAGAUUCUUAUUAUGUUAGGACUCAUGUAUGUCAGAUUUGACACUUUAGUCGAUAAGAUGAGAUCCAAUCCAGAUUGGUUGUUGGUCAAUUAUGACACCAUGGUUCUGAAUGAUCCAGAAAUAGUGUCUCUGAACCUUCCAGCUGUAACUGCUGUUGCCAAUGUUCGGGAUGUUUCGAGGUUACUGUCAAUGAUCGUGGAAAAAGAAAUAAUAUCCAACACGACUCUUCUAGAAAUCUCCGAACCUACACUGAAUAGUUGGCAUUUGGAGAAAGUGACCAUCUGGCCAGUUAUCAAAGGACAUGGAUUUUUCUACGAGAAGCACCCAUUAGUCCCGGGAGCUUUUACAUUUGGUCAUCCUGGUUAUGGUGGUCAAUUUGUUCAUAUGGAUACAGAAUCUCAAAUAUCCAUAACCUACCUUUCGAAUGGGUUGAAAACAGGAACUGGAGAAUUGUGUGGAACUUAUAUGCGAUUAUUCAAUGAAGUUUAUAAUAGUGUACGAAGGAUUGAAGAGGAUAAUGGUUCCUUAUUGUGA